AUGGCUGCAUUUGCCCAGGAGAUGGCACCCUGGCAGGUGUGCCUUGCCAGUGGCACUAACCGACUCUCCCACGACCACAGAAGGGGACGCUGGAACAGCUUUUGCAGUGGUGCGGGAGGGUAUGGAACCCGCAUCUCAAUGGAAUAUGCAUCAAGUAUCCCUUUGAACUCCCUGUGCAUCAAUGAGAGGGAGAAUAUGCAAGAUCUGAACGAUCGCCUCGCCUCCUACCUGGAAAAGGUGCACACACUAGAGGCAGCCAACGCGCAUCUUGAGCUACAGAUCAAGGAACAUCUGGAGAGUAGCUCCCUUGGUGACUGUAAAGACAUGGGUGGACACUUGGGGAUGACCGAUAACCUUCAGAACCAGAUUUCUGACUGGUACACAAUCCAUGCCCAACUCAGGCUGCAGGUCGUCAAUGCUCAAAUGGAAGUCUAUGACUAUAAAUACAAGUAUGAGAAUGAGCUGGCUAUGAGGCAGACUAACACUGUGGAGGCCAACGUCAAUGGGUUGAGGAGGGUGCUGGACGAGCUGACCAUGGCCAGAUCUGACCUGGAAAUGCAGAUGAACCACGAGGAGGACCUCUUGGCCAUGCAUAAUCAGAUGAGCGGCCAAAUCAACGUGGAGGUGAACCCUUCACCACAGGAGGACCUCACCAAAGUCAUGGCUGAAAUCCGCGACCACUACGAGGCCGUCGCUAACAAGAACUGUAAAGAUCUGGAGGGCUGGUUCAAUGCCAAGAAGAAAUCAACAAUGUCGUGGCAGGCAGACAGCACAGAGACCCUCCAAUCAUCCAGAUCUGAAAUCACUGAAGUUAAGCGCACACAGUAAAGUCUGGAAAUCAAACUCCAAUCCCAACUCAGCAUGAAAGCAUCCCUGGCUGACACACAGAGCCAAUAUGCCAAUAUGAUGGCCGGCUACCAGAGGCAGGUGACCAGCCUGGAGCUUGGUCAUCUUCAUGCUGACCUGGACCGCCAGGGCCAACAGUACAGAAUGCUACUGGACAUCAACACCAGGCUGGAGAUGGAGAUCGCUGAGUACAGGAGGCUGCUGGACGGUCCAUCAACCACCACCACCACUAAUACCUUUUUGCAGAAGGUGGUGACCUAUGUGCAGGAGAUUGUUGACUGCGUGGUGGUCAGCACCAACUGCAAGAGACCGUGUAUGAAGAUAAAUCUUGAAUUGGGAGCCACACAGAACAGAACACAAGUCAUCUGA
This is a messenger RNA of Oncorhynchus gorbuscha (pink salmon), 1215 nucleotides long. RefSeq names its product keratin, type I cytoskeletal 13-like. Lineage: Eukaryota; Metazoa; Chordata; Actinopteri; Salmoniformes; Salmonidae. Gene Ontology annotation, molecular function: structural molecule activity. The record is from RefSeq and is a predicted model, not a curated record.